Molecule: messenger RNA, 864 nt
Organism: Fonsecaea nubica
Lineage: Eukaryota; Fungi; Ascomycota; Eurotiomycetes; Chaetothyriales; Herpotrichiellaceae
Exons: 4
Coding region: 1-864 (287 amino acids)
Biological process (GO): mRNA export from nucleus
Cellular component (GO): nucleus
Molecular function (GO): mRNA binding
Source: RefSeq, a predicted model, not a curated record
AUGUCUGGCAGGCUAGAUCAAUCUCUCGACUCCAUUAUUGAUAGCCAGAAGAAGGCGAAGCGCGAAGUUCGUCGCCGCAAGGCUUCAAAGUCCACUGGCCCAACUGCUCCGGUCGGUGGUGUCAAAAAGGCGACGAAACCGGCAAAGUCCGCCAUCAAGCCAUCUGCCGGCGCGGCAUCUCAAUCCCGCCCAAGUAAGAUCGUUGUCAGUGGAUUGCCAUUCGACGUCAACGAAGCCCAGAUCAAGGAAUACUUCGGCAAGUCCGUAGGCAACGUCAAAAAGGUCUCCUUGCAGUACAACCAGAAUGGACAGAGCCGUGGCAUUGCCGACAUCAUCUUUUCGAGGCCCGACUCUGCCGCCAAAGCGGCCAAAGACCUCAACGGAAUGCUGGUGGACAAGCGACCAAUGAAGGCAAGCACGGCCACCAUCCACACCAUUGAAGUUGUGAUGGACGCUAGCAGUGUUCCGGAGCCGGCUCGUGCCAAGUCACUCGCGGAACGUGUAGCGUACGCAAACCCAUCGAAACGCUCGGGAAAGUCAGAGCCACUGACAAAGACCAGCGCCAACCCCAAAGCUCAACCGAAGUCCGCCACAGCAACAAAGGUGACCGGAAAGGACGGCGUCAAGGGCAGAUCGGCUGGCAAACCCGGAAAGCCCAAGCGCGGACGCAAUCCUCGAGCCAAACCCAAGACUGCUGAAGAACUCGACGCCGAGAUGACUGACUACUGGGGCGGCAACAACCCCUCGGCAGUGGGCACGACUACCGAACCUGCGGCCACUAACGGUACUGCUCCCGCAGCCAAUGCCGGCGAUGACAUGGGCAUGGAAGAGAUUUCAGUGAGCGACAUCGAUUUAAUCUGCUGA